Molecule: messenger RNA, 2052 nt
Organism: Pelagomonas calceolata
Lineage: Eukaryota; Pelagophyceae; Pelagomonadales; Pelagomonadaceae
Source: the annotation of a GenBank genome assembly
GGAUAGCGCAGCGCACGACUUGGCAAAACGGCUCGACCGCGGGCUCACGUCGGCCGGAGCGACGGUGGGAGGCAGCCACGCAUCGCAAGCGCGUGCCAGCCCACGGACCGCAGUGGCGGAAAGGCAGCCAAGCGGCAUAGCUAGCUAGCACCAGACCACCCCAGGAGAGAAAGGCAGCCCAUCAAAAGGAUGCCGCCCGUCGAGGACGCCCCCAUCGAGCUCGAGCAUGCUAUUGGUAUAUCGACCAUACGAGGUGGUUUACAUUACCACCCCAAUGGCCGCGAGUACAUGUAUGCCGCGGGCGCAAGCAUAAUAGUCUGCAAUUUCGACGACCCCCACGACCAGUCCUUUCUGCGAGGGCAUGAUGACAGUGUGGUUUGUGUCGCAUUGUCCCCGCGCGGUACUUAUGUGGCCUCGGGCCAAUCCGGAGAGAACGCCGACGCGAUCGUAUGGGAUUACAAUACAAAAUCCCUCAAGUUCCGGUUGGCGGAGCACGACCACGCUGUCGAAGCGGUGGCCUUCUCCCAUGACGAAUUAUUACUAUGUACGUUGGGCGGGAGAGACGACGGCAAACUUAUUGUCUGGGACAUGAGCAACGGAUAUAUUGUUACAGUGGUAGCGAACCCGAAUUGCGCCUCGAUUGUAUGUUGGGGUGGAUUUGUAAGGGAUGUGAAGCGGAGGGACACGGACAAGUACUUGUUCGCCACGGCGGGAGGCACCAAGGCCACGAUGUGGUCCCUCGAUCCCUACGAGGGUAGUCUAGAGAGUGAAAGAAUCACGACAGAAGGCGCGACCGUACGCUCUAUCACGACCAUGGUCUUCUCGGAGGAUUAUACGACCAUCUACUGUGGGACGACGUCCGGCGACUUUACGACGAUCAACGUACGGCAGAACAAGAUGGCCUUCAAGCCGAUCUACGCGAACGGCGGCGGCGUCGAAGCUUUGUUGACGACGCAGAAAGGCGGCGUGGUCACGGGCGGCGGCGACGGGACUGUCACCGCCUUCGAUGCUCGAUUGGAAGAGUUAGCUAAACUAAAACUGCCCGCGGGUGUGGUUGCUUUAUCUUUUGCGCCGGAUGGCUCGGAGAUCGUCGCCGCUAUUAGGAAUGGUGCCAUCUAUCGAUUACGAGGUGAUCUCUCACGAGCGUUGUUGGUCUGCGAGAACCACGCGCACCCCGUAAGAGCCUGCUCCUACGCUCGUGAGUCUUCCGAUAGGUUCGCGACGGCCUCCACGGAUAAAACAUUAAGGGUUUGGGACGCCAACGACUACAAGGCCUCGGCUACUGUUUUAGUACGAGAUGCUGGUGAGCCGACGUGCAUCGUCUACACUCUAGAUUUCCUGAUCUCAGGAUGGACCGACGGUCGAAUAAGAGCACAUGACGCCGAGAAGGGCGGGCCGUUGUGGUUGAUCGACCACGCGCAUCGGGGCGGCGUCACGGCCCUACAACUAGCGUCCAACCAGCGCUUCGUCAUGACCGGCGGCGGCGAGGGCGACGUGAGAGUGUGGGAACUUAGGAGCAGAGAACUGGUCUCUCACUUGAAGGAGCACCGCGCCAAGGUUACCGGUUUGACACUAUAUGCGGACGACAUGCACGCUCUCAGUUGCUCGAGAGAUCGGAGCUUUCUAUGCUGGGAGCUGCGGGAAGAGAAACGCGUCACAAGUCAUACCCAACGGAUGGGCGGCAUCAACGCCGUCGCGCUGAGCCGAGAUCAAACGAGAGUGUUCUCGGUGGGCCAGGAGAAGCGCCUGACGAAGUGGGACUUGAGGGACCCGAACUACCUGGAGUGCGUCCCGCUCUCUUCAGAUAAUACGGACGAGGCGACGUGCGUGGCCGUGUCUCAUAAUGGUCAAGUGGUGGCCACGGGCGGCUCGAAGAAGAUGCUGAAGCUCUUUGAUAGUGGUGAGGGGUUAACGCGGGUCGCGGAGGUCGUCGGCCACUCGGGCGCGAUCAACGACCUCGUGUUUAGCCCGGACGACAAGCAGCUCGUGACGGUGGGCGAGGACGGCGCGAUUUUAGUUUGGAACCUGUACCUGGAGUAAGAGUGACCUCUA